Brassica rapa (field mustard) is the source of this 966-nucleotide messenger RNA. RefSeq lists its product as uncharacterized. Gene Ontology annotation, cellular component: transcription factor TFIIH holo complex. Gene Ontology annotation, biological process: DNA repair; regulation of transcription by RNA polymerase II. The record is from RefSeq and is a predicted model, not a curated record. Lineage: Eukaryota; Viridiplantae; Streptophyta; Magnoliopsida; Brassicales; Brassicaceae.
ACACCUUCAUGUAAUAAAAAUCUUCCAUUUUGUUUUUUUUUUUUCGCAACUUAAAAUCUUCCAUUUUGUUAUUUCUACAACAUUGGUCGGAACUCGGAAGCAAAGGGUUGAGGAGAUAUACGACGUUGUGUGAUUGAUUGAAAGUUUCGAACUUUUGCGUCGUCGCCGUGUCGUAGUCUCUAGUUCUCUCGCAGGGCUUGUUGAAUUUUUGAGCUAGAGGAGAAGAGAAGAAGCCUAAACAGCAAACAAGCAUGGUGAUGGUGUCUAAUUCUAGCCAUCAUAACAAGGAAAUAAAUGUCAGAAGGAGAAUCUCUGCGAUAUACAAUAAGCGGGAAGAGGAUUUUUCAGCACUUAAGGACUACAAUGACUACUUGGAAGAAGUGGAGUGCAUGAUAUUCGAUUUGGUAGAUGGGAUCAAUGUUGGGGCUAUUGAGGAGAAGAUAAAGAGAUACUCUCAAGAGAAUGCUGAACAGAUCAUGGUUAAUCGAGCACGCAAGGCUGAGGAUUUAACUGCAGCCUUGGCGGCUUGCAAGUCCCAACCACCACAAACUGAUACUGAUACGUCAUCAAACCAUGGGACUGCGGCUGCAACUGCAUAUAGUCAAGCUCCACGACCAACGGGAAUGGGCCCACAACCAGUACCUAUAGGAGGAGGAGGAGGAGGAGCAGAUCAUCAAGGUUACUACUCUAUGGAAGACGAAGCAAUGUUGAGGGUCAAAGCGGAGAGAGCUAUACGUGCUGGAGGAUUUUCUUUGGAGAUAAGCAAGAAGAGGGCUUUUGAAGAAGCAUUUUCAUGCAUCUGGGUUUGAUUCUUCAAGAGAUUAUAGUUUUUAUCUUCAGGACUGUGAUCACCAUAUAAAUCAAUAUAUGUCACAAUCUCCCAACCCUGGUGCUGGUUUUGAUAACUUUGGAAGAAUUAAACAGUGCACAUUCUCUAUCACUCAAUGAGUCUCUUAACUUGUUCUU